Molecule: messenger RNA, 9030 nt
Organism: Helicoverpa zea (corn earworm)
Lineage: Eukaryota; Metazoa; Arthropoda; Insecta; Lepidoptera; Noctuidae
Gene: Ufd4
Product: E3 ubiquitin-protein ligase Ufd4
Exons: 47
Coding region: 214-7287 (2357 amino acids)
Biological process (GO): proteasome-mediated ubiquitin-dependent protein catabolic process; anatomical structure development; protein K63-linked ubiquitination
Cellular component (GO): nuclear speck
Molecular function (GO): ubiquitin protein ligase activity; protein binding; metal ion binding
Source: RefSeq, a predicted model, not a curated record
AUCUGUGGGAAUGGCGAUUGAUGAUCCUGGUGGUGUCAAGAGAUUUUUGUAGAAAAUCUUGUGCGAAUUUAUUGCGUUGUAAUAUCAGCUGGGUGUUAUUUCUUUAAAAUAAACUUUUGAUUUCUUUAAAACAGUUCGAAGUGCAUUUUAUUUGACAUCGAUGAUUAUUGUCAACUGAUUGCAAGUGGUGACCUGGGCCACUAAGUUAAGAAGAUGGCGGAAGUGGAUCCAGAAACAUUAUUAGAAUGGCUGCUGACUGGGCAGGGUGAUGAGCGUGACAUGCAGCUCAUUGCUCUUGAACAACUGUGCAUGUUGCUGCUCAUGUCUGACAAUGUUGAUAGAUGCUUUGAAAGCUGUCCUCCAAGAACAUUUCUUCCAGCAUUGUGUAAAAUAUUCUUAGAUGAAUGUGCACCAGACAAUGUGUUGGAAGUGACAGCCAGAGCUAUUACUUACUAUUUGGAUGUGUCUGCUGAAUGUACAAGACGGAUAGUGGCUAUUGAAGGAGCAGUGAAGGCCAUUUGUAGCAGACUGCUCACAGUUGAUCCUAACAAUCGCACCAGCAAGGACCUUGCUGAGCAGUGCAUUAAAGUAUUGGAAUUGGUGUGCACCAGAGAAGCAGGUGCCGUGUGGGAAGGUGGUGGCCUCCCUGCUGUUUUACAUUUCAUUACACAUCAUGGUACAUCUGUGCACAAGGAUACACUUCACUCAGCCAUGGCAGUUGUUUCAAGGGUUUGUGGCAAAAUGGAGCCGGGUGAUGCACGCGUGGGCGAUGCGGUGUCGUCACUGUCGGCGCUGCUGCGUCACAAUGACGCCCGAGUGGCCGACGCUGCUCUGCGCUGCUUUGCCUCUCUAGCUGAUCGGUUUGCUCGCGCGCAUGCUGACCCAGCCCCUCUUGCUGAGCAUGGUUUGAUUGAGGAACUAGUUCGCCGAUUGGGAAGUGCUGAAAGUGGUGAUGAUAAGUGUUCAGCUCCUGCAGUAUCCACCACAGUCAGUCUGCUCUCCACACUAUGCCGAGGUUCUGCACAGAUCACACAUGACCUCGUCCGCCUGGAGUUGUGCUCAGCUGUGGAGGCAGCUGUGCAGGCCGAUGAGCGCUGGUGUCUCGAAUGUAUGCGUCUCGUUGAUCUGUUGCUUGUGCUCUUGUGUGAAGGACGGCACGCCAUACAAAAUGGUUCAACUCGAAACGGGAGUUCGACAUCUGGGUCGAGCGGCUCUGGCGGCGCGAGCGGCGAGGGCUCGUCGGCGAGCGGCAGCGGCGCCCGCGGCGACAAGUCGCACCGGCAGCUCAUCGACUGCAUCCGCGGCAAGGACACGGACGCGCUGCUCGCCGCCGUCUCCAGCGGCGCCGUCGACGUCAACUUCACUGACGACGUCGGACAAACAUUGCUCAACUGGGCCUCGGCUUUCGGUACCAGGGAAAUGGUCGAGUUCCUGUGUGAAAAAGGUGCUGAUGUAAACCGUGGUCAACGUAGUUCAUCUCUGCACUACGCGGCGUGCUUCGGUCGCCCCGCUAUCGCCAAGGUGCUCCUUCGCUACGGGGCUAAUGCGGAUUUGCGAGAUGAGGACGGCAAGACACCACUUGAUAAGGCUCGCGAAAGACACGAUCAAGGUCACAGGGAAGUGGCAGCUAUUCUUCAGUGCCCUGGCGAGUGGUUGGUUGUCGGUAGUCACGACUCACCAUCACCUACCAAUGAUGAUGAUUUUCCUGAAACUGGAGACAAGGAAAUGGCAGCAAUUUACCUAGAACGGCUGGUGCCGGUGUUCUGCGCGCGCUACCUGGGCGCGGGCGGCGCGGGCGUGCGGCGCGCGUGCCUGUCGCUGGUGCGCAAGAUGGUGCACUACGCGCCCGCCCGCCUGCUGCGCGCGCUGUCCCGCCGCCGCGACCCGCCCGCCGCCGCGCUGCUCACGCAGCUCGUCGCCGCCGUGCUCGACAACGCCGGCGAGCUGGGCGCGAGAGGCCGCGCGCCGCCGCGAGUGCUGCGCAGCCGCUAUAUCCGCCCGCCUGCGGACGACGACGACGGUCACCUCAUAGUGCUGGGUAUCGCAGAAGAGCUCAUGGUGAAGGCAUCCGACAUAUACCUGGAGCAGUUCGCGCGUCUCGGCGUCUUCAGCAAGGUGGAGGGGCUGGCCGCUGCGCCGGCUGCUUUCAUGUCUUCUGAUAAUGACACUUCUAGUACUCCGGGUUGCAGUGAAGACGCGUCGUGCCUGUCAAGCGGCGUGGGCUACUCGUGGGCGGAGUGGUCGCUGUGCCGCGGCCGCGACGCGCUCUACGUGUGGAGUGACGCGGCCGCGCUCGAGCUCAGCACCGGCAGUAAUGGCUGGUUCCGCUUCCUGCUCGACGGCAAACUGGCCACUAUGUACUCCAGCGGCAGCCCUGAACAUCAGACUGAUAAUACUGAAAACCGUGGUGAAUUUAUCGACAAACUGCAAAGAGCUCGAGCCUCAGUAAAGAAUUCGGUCCCACAACCGAUUCUUUCGAAGCCAGGGACGUCUAAAUUGAUUAUUGGUAACUGGGCUCUUUCCUGCAAAAAAGAAAAAGAAUUACAAAUCCACAACACAGAUGGUCAGCAACAGACUACAAUACUCAGAGAAGACUUGCCUGGUUUUAUUUUUGAAUCGAACAGGGGAACCAAACACUCAUUUACUGCUGAAACCUUUUUAGGUCCCGAGUUGGCAAGCGGCUGGACAGACCGCAGGACUGUGACACCUCAUAAUGCAGUAAAUGCAAGUCGAUCACGAUUGGCAGCUAAAGCAGAAGCAUUGAAAGCACAGGUGUGCGAGCGAGCCCGCGCGCUGUACUCGCGGCACCUGGCCAACGCCGCCACGCGCCAGCCGCGCCCGCCCGUCGCCCGGCUGCGGGCCCUGCUCGCCACCAUGCAGCGCCUCGCCACGCAGCCCACAGACGACUGGCAGCGCGAGCUGAAUGAGUCCCUCGAUCAACUGACUGAGCUGUUGUGUGGAGACGAACUGCUCUCAGCGUACGAAUUGCAGUCCAGUGGUCUAGCGCCUUCCUUGCUGCAAGUGCUUUCACCACAAGCGAACGACGCGCCGGGUCAGGCGGCGGCGCGCGCGCGGCUGGUGCGCGCGUGGGUGUCGCGGCGCGGCGGCGCGGCGGGCGGCGUGCUGGCGCGGCGCCUGGUGGCCGUGCUGGAGAGCGUGGAGCGCCUGCCCGUGCUGGCGCCGCACGGCGACGCGCCGCCGCCCGCGGCCGGCACGCUGCACCACCUCACCAAGCGCAUCAGGUUGCGUGUCGAGCGUGCAAACGAUGAAACUACCGAGGACUCAACGUCGAACAACGGCAACAACGCCGGCCGCAAUCUGAAAGUAGAGGCGUUGACGACUGUACGACAGCUAGAGAGGUUCCUCGCCAAGUCGGUCGCCCGCCAGUGGUACGAUAUGGACCGCGCCACAUUUAACUUCGUACAGAAGAUCAAAGCCGAGGCGCCCAUUACAUUUACAUACGAACAUGAUUUCGACGAGAAUGGAAUCAUUUACUUUAUUGGCAGCAAUGGAGGCACAUGCGAAUGGGUAAAUCCCGGUGCCCACGGUCUGGUCAGUGUUUGGUCGUCUGACGGCAGACAGUUGCCGUACGGUCGCGCCGAGGAUGUGCUCUCGAGGUCCCCGGAGCCUCUAAAUGUACACACGAACGAUGAUAGACGAGCGUUCAUAGCGUUAGAUUUGGGUUUACAAGUAGUGCCUUCAGCGUACACUUUACGUCACGCUCGCGGCUAUGGGCGUUCAGCGCUCAGAAAUUGGCUAUUUCAAAUGUCAGCUGACGGCGUGACAUGGAGCACGCUGUUGUCGCACAGCGACGAACAAACGUUACAGGAGCCGGGCAGUACGGCCACGUGGCGGAUCCGCGCCGACGCGCCGUAUCGAUACCUCAGGAUACAGCAGAACGGAAAGAAUGCCAGCGGACAGAGCCAUUAUCUGUCACUCUCCGGCCUUGAGAUUUAUGGCAAAGUGGUGAGCGUGAACGAGGUGGGUCCGCGUCAGUGCGGCGGCGGCGGCGCGGCGGUGGGGGCUGGGGGCGGGGCGCGGGCGCGGCGCUGGUCGCGCGGGGCCCGCGGGGUCUGCGCGGGCGCGCGGGUGCUGCGCGGCCCCGACUGGAAGUGGCGCGACCAGGACGGCCCGCAUCCCGCGCUCGGCACCGUCACCUCUGACCUGCACAAUGGAUGGGUCGAUGUCAGGUGGGACCAUGGAGGACGCAACUCCUACCGAAUGGGUGCGGAGGGCAAAUUCGACCUAAAGGUGGUGAGCGGUGGCGCCACCGGCGGCGAUAACAAACAAGGCCGCAAGAGCCACUCCACUCCCAGCCUGCCUGAUGCUACGGGCGCCGACCAUCAGGUAUCAGUAGCAUCGACCGAGCAAGCGUCGUCGGCGGACAACAUAUCGAGCGAGGAGAUGGCGAGCAACAUGUCGCGGCCCCGCACCCACGCGACUGACCUCUCUGCUAUCAACAAUUCUACGCACCAUAUUAAUACAGAUCUAGCAACAAUUGUAGAAUCGCUGACACUUGGAGCGGAGAGCAAUAAUUGCAUGUCCGAUUUGGGCAACACAUCCUUCACAAAUAUGGAAAUGGGCCCCACAAGUAUUACCGACAUCACCAAACCCUACCCAGCCAAAGAACCGGUACCAGAAACUAAUACUCAAGAGUGUGAGGACAACGACGCUGCCGAUGGUCAGUAUGGUGACCACAAGAAAGACAGUCAGUCCGGUGGCUCAGGCGCAAUGAGCGCUAGCGAACCAGAUUUAACUCAACAGGGUGCCGCAAGGCUGUUGGAAUCUCUAGGAGUGGGUCGCGGCGCGGGUGCCGGUCGCGGCAACAACCCACAGCGUGCUCCUCGGACUAACCACUCCACUAGCCUAUUCCCAAGUUUGGUGCGCCUCGCUCUCUCAAGCAACUUCCCUGGAGGACUACUCUCAGCUGCUCAAAGCUACCCGUCGCUGGUUCCAAACGCACAAAAUGCUCUGACCCUGUCUCUCACGUCCACGUCGAGUGAAAGUGAACAGUGGCUGCAGGUGUCGUUAGAAGACUUCCUGGAGUCGUGUCGCGCUCCCGCCUUGCUGACGGAGCUGGAGGACGACGAUGAAGGCGAAGACGCGCUCGAUAGUGAUAAGGAAAACGAACCCACAUAUCAAGAGGUAGUCUCACGGAAUCUGCUGUCAUUGAUGGAAGAAGAAGCUUUGGAAGCGGUUCGAGGUAACAGUGGCCAGGGUAGCCGCCAGCGUAAACCAUGGGACGAUGAUUUCGUUUUAAAACGACAGUUCUCAGCGCUCAUACCGGCGUUCGACCCUCGACCUGGAAGAACUAAUCUGAACCAAACUGUUGAUCUGGAAAUCCCUCUGAACGAGUCAUCGGACGGUGAGGAGAGCAGCAGCACGGAGACGGGCGGCACGAGCGCGGGUGCGGGCGCGGGCGGCGGGCGGCUGCCGGCGCUGCGGCUGGUGCUGAGCGCGGGCGGCGCGUCGGUGGCGCUGGAGCGGCCGGCCUGGACGCUGUACCGCGCCGUACUGGCGCUGACUGCUCGGCUGCCGCUGCUCGACACGCACCGCGACCUCACAUACACAUUAACAUACAAGGAAAUUGAGGGCAUGGAAACAUUCGCCUCUUCCAGCGACAGCGAGGAUGACGAACCGUGCGAUCCGGAGCGCGGAAUCGCGGGUGCAGAGGGUGCGGAAGGCGCGAUGGCGACGUGCUGCGUGCGCGUGCUGCGGCGCCUGCGCAGUGCCGCGCCCUCGCUGCCGGCCGAGGCCUUCGUGUCUACCAAGCUUACUAACAAACUGCACCAGCAGCUGCAAGAACCUCUCACUCUUGCCGCCGCUGCCACGCCGCUGUGGUGCCAGCAGUUGAACGAUUGGUGUCCGUUCCUGUUCCCUCUAGAGACACGCCAAAUGUUCUUCGCGUGCACUGCCUUUGGAACGUCUCGCACUAUCGUCUGGUUGCAGGCUCAGCGGGAUCGCGCUCUCGAUAGACAAAGAUCUGGUAACACGGUGUCUCCGCGCCGUGCUGAGCUCGAAGCGACAGAGUUCCGCAUGGGUCGCCUGCGGCACGAGCGAGUGCGGAUACCGCGCCAGCCGGACCUGCUGCGCUCUGCUAUGCAGGUGAUGCGCGUGCACGCGGGCCGCAAGUCGGUGCUGGAGGUGGAGUUCGCGGGCGAGGAGGGCACGGGGCUGGGCCCCACGCUGGAGUUCUACGCGCUCGUGGCGGCCGAGCUGCAGCGCGCCGACCUCGCCAUGUGGCUCAGCGACGCGCCCGCCGCCGCGCCCGACGACUCCGCGCCGCACCACCUCGUGCUGCCCGACGAGAAACCGCCGGGAUACUACGUGACCCGUGCAGGCGGUCUGUUCCCAGCGCCGCUCCCUCAAGACUCCCCCAUCUGUGAUACAGUUUGCAAAUAUUUCUGGUUCUUAGGAGUAUUUUUAGCUAAGGUUCUGCAGGACGGGCGGCUCGUCGAUUUACCGAUCUCAGAGCCCUUCCUGCGUAUUAUGUGCGGCGAGGAAUUGACCAAUGACUGUUUAGAGGAGAUUGAUCCAAUCAGGCAUCGGUUCCUGCAGAGCGUGGUAGCGGCUGCAGAGCAGUACGACAGCAUCAUGCGCGACCCCACCCUGGACGAAGACGAGCGCAGUGCUCAAGUCGCCGCGCUCACCGUGGAGGGCGCCACCUUCGAGCAGCUCGCGCUCACCAUGACGCACGUGGCGGCCCACGCCGACCCCGCCGUCGCCGUGCAGCCGCUCUGCGACAACGGCGAGAACAUCGAGGUGGGAGGACACAACGCGCGCGCGUACGCGGAGAGCAGCGCGCGCUGGAUGGUGCGCGGCGGCGUGCGGCGCCAGACCGCCGCCUUCCGCCGCGGCUUCGGCGCCGUGUUCCCGCCGCGCCGCCUGCGCGCCUUCUGCGCCGCCGAGCUGCGCCUGCUGCUGUGCGGCGAGCGCGGGCCCGUGUGGACGCGCGACCACCUGCUGCAGUACACCGAGCCCAAGCUCGGCUACACGCGCGACAGUCCCGGUUUCCUGCGGCUCGUGGACGUGUUGGUGGAGAUGUCGCUACGCGAGCGCAAGGCGUUCCUGCAGUUCGCGACCGGCUGCAGCAGCCUGCCACCCGGCGGCCUCGCCAACUUACAUCCCCGGCUCACUGUUGUGCGAAAGGUUGACGCUGGAGACGGGUCCUAUCCGUCAGUCAAUACAUGCGUUCACUAUUUGAAGUUGCCGGAAUACUCUUGCAAAGAAGUCCUGCGAGAACGUCUGCUCGCGGCGACCAACGAGCGUGGCUUCCAUCUCAACUAGAUGCAGCUAUUGCAAAACUGUCUGGGAUAUCGAAAGGUACCUCGACGUUUUGGAAUAACUUAAGUUCAUUUUGUACUAUUGUCACUCAUGCACUUUCGCCUUUGGACACGCGGAAUUAGUUAAUAAUUAUAUAUUUAUUCAACAUAAUAUCCGUCGCCUUUGACAGCUAAGCGAAAAAAAAACCAAUAGUGCUCGUCAGAUGUUAACUUCUAAUGAUCGAACUGAGUACAUUACCUAAGAAGUUACAGUUAUUUUUAAUAUAGAAAUGUAACCUUAUAGUAUGUCAGCUCAUAAUAUAAAACUGAUCUCUUGGAACAUAUUUUUCAAGACCCUAUGAAAUAAAUAGUAUUUUAUUAUAUCAAGGUUCUUAUUCUCAAAAAGUGUCGUAACUUUCGUUAUUAUCAUGCAAUUGAAUAUUUUAUUUUUAAUAUUAUGUAUAAAUAAUUGCAUGAGUUUAAUAUAUUUUAUAGAAGGGUGUGACUGUGUGAAAAAAAAUAAGAGGCUGCCUACCUAUUUAUUAUUGGGAGUUCAUAGCAAUAUUCAAAAAUAUGUAAUUUUUAGAUGUUGGUUUAAAAAUAUGAAUACUUUCUAAACUUGUAUCCACAGACAUAACUAAUUUUGAUAAUAAUGUUACACUAAUAUAAACUAGUUUACACCAAAGUAAACUUUGCUUCACUUUAAAAUUAUCGUUACAGUGAGAAUAUACCACAGUCUACCAAUAUCUUACCAUGGCAUCAACUAUCCAUUGGCUGACUUCUGUUCUCAAUAUGGACUUUAAAAACAGCACUUUAUAAAACUUUCACUUUAUACUUUAAACGGUUUUAUAAAAUAUUGAUGAUCGUUGCUUAUUUCAUAACAACUCAACUAGCAAGUUUUUCACAUAAAUUUCCAUUUGAGACACGGAUGAUGACAUGAUGGCGGUACACUGUGGUAUAACAGUACAUGUAUGUAAUUUUGAUUUGUGUGUGUUUUAAAGAUAAAUUAAUGAAUGAGUAGGUGUAUAGUGUUUCAAACUAAUUUUAGAUAAAUGUUUGUGUAUGCUGUGGUGAUAUUUAGUUUUAUUUUCGGAUGUACUAAGUUCUUUCACAAGGAGUUUAGUUCAAAUGUAAUCUAUGAUCUGUCUGCAAUAAAAAUGUUUAAAUAUUACCAUUCAUUUUGUUUUGAGUUGUGCUUCCAAAGGAUUCGAUAAUAUAUAAUUAAUAUUCGUAAAAGAGCAUAUAAAUCGUAAAAAAUAUUUAAAUGCGAGUUUUGAUUUUUUCUUUGGUUAUAUUGUAUUAAAACCAAAAACAUAUAAAUGCAAGCUUCUCGGUAAAUCAACACAUAUUUUAGUGUAACGGCUGAAAUGUUAGUUGUGCACAAUUUAUAAUUUGUAACACUGAAACACAGACAGCUAUUGAAGCAGCGUGCCAACUUCGUCGCUUGAAGCCGUUGCGUUUGAUAUGUGCUUGUGAUACCUUAAUUAGGACUGAAAUUAUGAUAAAGUAUAGCAAAUUUUAACAUUAGGGUGUGAAACACUAGUGCGUUUCUACGAAGAUAUUUAGAUAUGUUCCUUUAGUUAAAUAAUUUUGUCAACUGAAAGUUGGUAUAUAUUGUGAUUUAUUAUUAUAAAACUAAUUUACGAAUUAAAAUAUAUUUAGUUUAAAUUUAAUAGAUAUUUAGAUUAAAAUUAUUAACCAUAAUGGCAUCAUGUAGUGCUCAUGUAAUUGUUGUUGAGGAUUGUAUCAAUAAAUUAAGCAAAAAUCA